UUGAGAAGGGACGUGACGCGGGCCAAUCAUCCCCACGCCUUCAGAGGACAAAAAUAAAGAAGCGGAUGAGGGCAAGAAAAAUGUUGCACACCAUGGAGGCCGGAGACAACACAUUCGACGACCCCGGCGCCGCCGCCGACGGCCUGGGCCCCGUCCCCGCGGACAAACGCAACCUCUCCUGGUGGGACGUGGCCGGCCUCUGGGUCGUCAUGGUGGUGAAUGUCCCGUCCUACUUCGCCGCCGCCAGUCUGAUGGAGCUGGGCAUGUCGUGUUGGCAGGGCAUUGCCACCAUCUUCCUUGGCAACCUCAUCAUCUACGCUCCCAUCUGCCUCACUGCCCACGCCGGUGUCCGGUACGGCAUCUCCUUCCCCGUUCAGCUCCGCGCAGCCUUCGGCAUCCGCGGCGCCCGCAUCCCCGCCCUCCUCCGCGCCGUCGUCGCCUGCGGCUGGUGCGGCACCGAAUCCUGGAUCGGCGGCCAGGCCAUCUUCCUCCUCCUCCUACCCCGGCCCAUCCAGUCCUCGUCCUACUCGCAGCCCUUGGGAUGGCUGGGCACGUCGCCCCUCGAGCUAGGCUGCUUCCUGCUCUUCUCGCUCCUCCAGUUCGCCAUGCUGUGGAAGGGCAUGGCAGGGAUCCACGCCCUCGGAAAGUACUCCGCCCCCGUCCUCGUCCUCCUCGUCGCCUGCCUCUUUGCCUGGGCCUACGCCACCGCAGGCGGCUUCGGUGAGAUGCUCUCCACGCCCUCGCGCCUCUCGCCGUUGCAGUUCUGGCCCGUGUUUUACCCCUCCCUCACUGGGUGCGUCGGCAGCUGGUCCGCCGUCGCGCUCAACAUCUCCGAUUUCGCCCGGUUCGCCCGGAGCCAAGCGGACCAGGCGCUAGGCCACCUGGCGCUCCCCCUUUUUAUGGCCGCCUAUACCUUCGCCGGCCUCGCCAUCACCUCCGCCACGGAGGUCAUCUUCGGCCAGGCGAUCCCCAACCCCAUCGAACUUCUCUCCUUGAUCAACACCAGCGUCUUCAUCUCGAUCCUUGCGUUCUUGGGGAUCGGCCUGGCCACCAUCACCACCAACAUCCCGGCCAACCUCGUCGCCCCGGCCAACGUGCUCGUCAGCCUCAGCCCCUCCACCUUCAACUUCGCCACCGGCUCCCUACUGACAGGAUUCAUCAGCCUAGUGUUCCAGCCAUGGAAACUUAUGGCAUCCGGCAAGAGCUUCGUCUACGAAUGGCUGGUCGGCUACUCGGCCAUCAUUGGCCCCAUCACCGGAAUCCUGCUCACCGACUACUACGUCCUCCGACGGGCGGUGCUCGACGUGGCCGGACUCUACGCCGAAAGCCCCCAUGGACCAUACUACUACACCGGGGGAUACAACGUCGCGGCCUUCGUCGCGUUGGUCUUCGGAGUAGCGCCGGCGAUCCCCGGGUUCCUCCACAAGGUCGGCGCCGUGAAGAUGACCUGGGGAGGGUUCGAUGUCAUCUACGGAUGCGCUUGGUUCUUCGGCGUCUUCUCUGCGUCACUGGUCUAUUGGCUCCUCUCCUGCGGAAGAGCGAGACGCAAAGCUGGGGAAGCGUGGACCGGCGGAUCCAUGGCGGAGCCGCUCCGACUGACUGCACAUCCCGAUUUAGUUGAUGAUUAAAAUGAUUUGAUUUGGUCCAAUUGUUCUGCCUCAGUUACCAAGCAAAUUGAUGGGUUUAGUUCCAUCUUAUACAUCAAACCAAAACAUUAUUAAUAGAUUAUUCAAUCGUGUUUGCGAUAUCAA
This is a messenger RNA of Musa acuminata subsp. malaccensis (wild Malaysian banana), 1751 nucleotides long. RefSeq names its product purine-uracil permease NCS1-like. Gene Ontology annotation, cellular component: plasma membrane. The record is from RefSeq and is a predicted model, not a curated record. Gene Ontology annotation, molecular function: nucleobase transmembrane transporter activity. NCBI's taxonomy places the organism in Eukaryota, Viridiplantae, Streptophyta, Magnoliopsida, Zingiberales, Musaceae. Gene Ontology annotation, biological process: nucleobase transport; transmembrane transport.